GUUUCUGUGGGCCGCGCUUAAGCCUAGUGCACUGUAUUACCCUGACUCAGGUCUCCCCACUUUCCCUACGCCAGGUCCAGCCGCCAUGGAGCUGCGCUCGGAGCUGCCCAGCGUGCCCGGAGCGGCGACAGCAGCAGCGACAGCGACGGGACCACCCGUGGCAUCGGUGGCGUCGGUGGCCGCCGCGGCAGCUGCCGCGGCAUCGCUACCAGUGAGCGUGGCCGGAGGCUUGCUGCGGGCGCCGCCGCUGCUGUUGAGGGCAGCGGAGAAGUACCCGCGGACCCCCAAGUGCGCGCGCUGCCGCAACCACGGAGUGGUGUCGGCGCUCAAGGGCCACAAGCGCUACUGCCGCUGGAAGGACUGCCUGUGCGCCAAGUGCACGCUCAUCGCCGAGCGCCAGCGUGUCAUGGCGGCUCAGGUGGCCUUGCGCAGGCAGCAGGCGCAGGAGGAGAACGAGGCGCGCGAGUUGCAACUGCUGUAUGGCACUGCCGAGGGCCUGGCGCUGGCCGCCGCCAACGGCAUCAUCCCACCGCGGCCGGCCUAUGAAGUCUUUGGCUCGGUUUGCGCCACCGACGGCGGGGGGCCGGGAGCUGGAGCGCCCACGGGGAGUGCAGGGGGCGCUGGGGGCGCAGGGGGCGCAGAAGCCAAGUUGCAGAAGUUUGAUCUGUUUCCCAAGACGCUGCUUCAGGCCGGCCGCCCCGACAGUCCGCCGCCGCCGCCCGGGAAGCCCAUGUCGCCCGACGGCGCGGACUCAGGUCCCGGGACCUCGUCCCCUGAGGUGCGGCCCGGCUCAGGCUCAGAGAACGGAGACGGCGAGUCCUUCUCGGGGUCGCCUCUGGCCCGGGCCUCCAAGGAGGCGGGUGGCAGCUGUCCUGGGAGCGCGGGCGCCGGCGGUGGCGGCGAGGAGGACAGCCCCGGCUCCUCCAGCCCCCUGGGUUCCGAAUCCGGUUCGGAGGCUGACAAAGAAGAAGCCGAGGCCGCACCGACUCCGGGGCUGGGCGGCGGGCCGGGGCCGCGGCAGCGGACGCCGCUGGACAUCUUGACGCGCGUCUUCCCGGGCCACCGGAGAGGCGUCCUGGAGCUGGUGCUGCAGGGCUGCGGCGGCGACGUGGUGCAGGCCAUCGAGCAGGUGCUCAACCACCACCGCGGAGGCCUGGCGGCCGGCCUGGGCCCCGUCGCGCCGCUGGAAAAGGCGGCGGUGAGCGCGGCGGUGGAGGACGCGUGGCCCGGGCGCGUGGAGGCCGCAGCCGCCGGGGGAGCCGGGCUGCCCGCUCCUCUGCAGACCGGGCCCGCCGCGCCCCCGCACCACAGACCCUUGCUGGCCGGGGCCAUGACGCCCGGCGCGCUGGGCUCGCUCAGCAGCCGCUCCGCCUUCUCGCCGCUGCAGCCCAACGCCAGCCACUUCGGCGCCGACGCGGGCGCUUACCCUCUGGGCGCGCCGCUGGGCCUGAGCCCCCUGCGCCUGGCCUACUCGGCGGCGGCGGCCCACAGCCGCGGCCUGGCCUUCAUGGCGCCCUACUCCACGGCCGGCCUGGUGCCUACGCUCGGCUUCCGGCCGCCCAUGGACUACGCCUUCAGCGACCUCAUGCGCGACCGCUCGGCCGCCGCCGCCGCCGCGGUGCACAAGGAGCCCGGCUACGGGGGCGGGCUGUACGGGCCCAUGGUCAACGGCACCCCCGAGAAGCAGUAGGGUAUGGGGCCACGCAUCCUAGCCACCCCGAAACAUCGACCUAGCCUGCUCCCCCAGCCGCGAGCCCCUCCUCGCCCUGCCCCGCGCCCUCCGCUCACAGCUGGCUUUAGGGGCUUGUUUGGGAGGGUGGGUGGGAGCACCUUAGCAGGUGUCUGCAGAGGAGCCUUGUGGUCUGGGUGCUCGCCCGCCUCGGGCCACCUUCCCCCAGGCCUGCUCACCUUGUCAAGAGGCUGGGGAUCCCUAAGAACACCGAGGGCGAGCUGGGGAUCCCUAAGAACCCCGCGCCCGCCCCUGCUGCUCCCUCUGCUCUGCUCGCCUCCCCAGCCCGCGCUCAGGUGGAUGGCAGGAUGGACCAGCCUCUUGUGUGUCCUCCAAUACCCAUUCCCCUUUCGUUUAAAAAAAAAAAAUCCGCUCUAACAAAUAUAAAUUUAGGAUGUAUACAUCUCUUGGCACUGAGUCGAGUCUUUGGGACACAUAUAUAUCGGUAUC
Molecule: messenger RNA, 2179 nt
Organism: Mastomys coucha (southern multimammate mouse)
Lineage: Eukaryota; Metazoa; Chordata; Mammalia; Rodentia; Muridae
Gene: Dmrta2
Product: DMRT like family A2
Exons: 2
Coding region: 86-1690 (534 amino acids)
Biological process (GO): germ cell development; sex differentiation; regulation of transcription by RNA polymerase II
Cellular component (GO): nucleus
Molecular function (GO): DNA-binding transcription factor activity, RNA polymerase II-specific; RNA polymerase II cis-regulatory region sequence-specific DNA binding; protein binding
Source: RefSeq, a predicted model, not a curated record